AUGAUGCUUCCGAUCUUCUUCAAAGUCUUGUCUCGACCUUCGGCGACCCAGUUACUAUCCCCGAACCCGACAGCUCAGCUGACUCGGGCUGCUUUCCAUUCUUCCAACAUUGCCGAGGGCGGACGAUUGAGCAAGAUUCCUUGGCGACUAUCGACUACCCGGAAAGCUAACCUCAGGAAACGACUGAGAGAGGUCGAUUCGGUUAUCCAAGCCGUUAAAGACAGCGGUGUUCAGUGUGGUGCAUUGACAAAAGCUAUGGAGUUGCCUACUGAAGCCGACAUGACUCCGAGGGACAAAUACUUCGUCUUCUCAGCCCGGUCCAAAGGAUACCGGAAAGGCAUACACAAAGUGCCUCAUUUUACCAAAAUCACCCACCGAGUCAACCCGAAGGGGUUCUGA
Molecule: messenger RNA, 399 nt
Organism: Puccinia triticina
Lineage: Eukaryota; Fungi; Basidiomycota; Pucciniomycetes; Pucciniales; Pucciniaceae
Exons: 4
Coding region: 1-399 (132 amino acids)
Cellular component (GO): mitochondrial large ribosomal subunit
Molecular function (GO): structural constituent of ribosome
Source: RefSeq, a predicted model, not a curated record